Messenger RNA from Arvicanthis niloticus (Nile rat), 3042 nucleotides. RefSeq names its product immunoglobulin like domain containing receptor 1 (gene Ildr1). Lineage: Eukaryota; Metazoa; Chordata; Mammalia; Rodentia; Muridae. Gene Ontology annotation, cellular component: plasma membrane. Gene Ontology annotation, molecular function: high-density lipoprotein particle receptor activity. The record is from RefSeq and is a predicted model, not a curated record.
GGAGCUCGGAGAGCCUCAGGUGCCUGUGGGUUGGGCCGCACCUGUGGGGACCAGAAGGGACGCUCCCGUCGAGUCGCUGGACCUGCGGGCUCCUUGGAGAUGCGUGUCCCCGGCCGGCGGCUGAUGAAGAAAGACGCGGCUCCCCGGGGCCCUUGAGCCUCUGUAGCCAGAGAGAGGUCCAGCAUGGGCUGCGGGCAGCUCGCUGCUGGCCUGCUCCUCUUCACCCUGCUCCCAGCAGGGUGUCUGUGCUUGCUGGUCACAGUCCAGCACACAGAACGCUAUGUUACUCUGUUUGCCUCCGUCACCCUCAAAUGUGACUACACCACCUCUGCUCAGCUCCAGGACGUGGUUGUGACAUGGCGCUUCAAGUCCUUCUGCAAGGACCCCAUCUUUGACUACUUCUCUGCCUCAUACCAGGCUGCUUUGUCCCUGGGCCAGGACCCCUCCAAUGACUGUAGUGAUAAUCAGAGGGAAGUUCGCAUCGUGGCCCAGCGGCGCGGGCAGAGUGAGCCUGUGCUGGGGGUGGAUUACCGGCAGCGCAAGAUCACCAUCCAGAACCGAGCAGAUCUUGUGAUUAAUGAGGUGAUGUGGUGGGAUCACGGAGUAUACUACUGCACCAUCGAGGCUCCGGGAGACACAUCAGGAGACCCAGAUAAGGAGGUGAAGCUCAUCGUCCUGCAUUGGCUGACAGUGAUCUUCAUCAUCCUUGGAGCCCUCCUUCUCCUGCUGCUGAUUGGUGUGUGCUGGUGCCAGUGUUGUCCACAGUAUUGCUGCUGCUACGUCCGAUGCCCCUGCUGUCCUACCCGCUGUUGCUGCCCCGAGGAAGCCCUGGCCCGCCACCGCUACAUGAAGCAGGUUCAGGCCCUAGGUCCUCAAAUGAUGGAAAAACCCCUGUACUGGGGGGCGGACAGGAGCUCCCAAGUUUCAUCUUAUGCAAUGAACCCGCUGCUGCAGCGAGAUCUGUCCUUACGGUCCAGCCUUCCACAGAUGCCAAUGACCCAGAUGGCCGCUCCCCCUCCGGUGGCCAAUGGUGUCCUGGAAUAUUUGGAGAAAGAGUUGCGGAACCUCAACCCAGCCCAGCCUCUGCCUUCGGAUCUCAGAGCCAAAUCUGGCCACCCUUGCAGCAUGCUGUCCUCCCUGGGCUCCGCAGAGGUUGUGGAACGCAGAGUCAUCCACCUGCCCCCACUGAUCAGAGACCCAUUGCCCUCUAGGACCAGUAACUCCUCACACCAGCAGCAGCUCAACCCUGCUCCUUCCAGACACUGGGAUCUGAGUGAGGGCCGGAGGCAGCGCCAUCACUCCGAUUUCCUCCGAGAGCUCCAGGAUCGGGGGAUGAGACCCUGGGCCCCAGGGAGAGGGGAGCUGGAUCCCCAUUGGAGUGGGAGACACCACCGCUCUAGGCCCAGUGAGUCCUCCAUGCCCUGGUCAGACUGGGACAGCCUGAGUGAAUGUCCCUCAUCCAGUGAGGCUCCUUGGCCCCCCAGACGACCAGAGCCCCGAGAAGGCGCCCAGAGACGUGGGAGACGCAGGCAUCGCAGCUACUCGCCUCCCCUACCCUCGGGCCCCAGUUCUUGGAGCUCUGAAGAAGAGAAAGAGUCGCUGCCCAGGAACUGGGGUGCCCAGCGACGUCACCAUCGCAGCAGCCGCCGCCGCCGCUCACAGUCUCCAAACUGGCCGGAGGAGAAGCCACCCAGCUACCGUUCACUGGAUGUGACUCCAGGCAAGAACAACAUGAAAAAAGGGAAUGUGGAGAGGCGCUUGGAGAGAGAGAGCUCCCAUAGUGGACGGAGUGUGGUCAUUUAGUCUCCGGGCACCAUCUUGGAUCCCACGUGUCCUCAGCAUUAUCAAGAUUUCCAGCUGCCUUGGGAGGGACACUGUACAUCUGUGCCUCACAGUUUGGGUGUAGAUUCUAAGAAUCACAUAGAAGAGUUUUCAAAGCAGGUGUUUGUGGGAUUAAUAGCAAGCUUUCCCCUUGUUCAUGACCUCUGUUACAUGAUCUCUGACUUGUAAGGGAUCCUAGCUAGGAUCCCUCAGGAAUACAGUAGCUCAAAAUGUCCAAGUAAGUCAUGGUGCUCUGGACCAAGGCAUUCUUGUAAUGACAACUCAGGAAUCUUUAAGAAGAAGUCAAACAUGUUCCAGGAAUAGGAAACCUAUGGAAUAUUAUGGGCAAAUGCCCAUGGAAACUCCCUGCCGUGUCUCGAACUUCUUGAGGGUUUUUCCUCACUAAGCAUCCCCACCUGGUCCUGAGCAUUCCUGAGUUUCCAGUCCAAGCAAGCAAGCGAGUGCAAACAUUCUCCAGCUCUGUGCCUUUCGCAGGCUGUUUACUGCAACUCUGGAGAAGCACAGAGAAGCAGUUGUUCUCCAACCGUAUUCUCGUUUCUUUUCUCUUCCUUCUUGCUCCUUUCCCCUACAUUUAAUUUAUUUUCUUAUAUAUAAUAAUAUAAUAAUGCUAAAAUCACUUUAAGUACUUUCAAGCACCAUACAGUAUAAACAAGAAAACUAAUGUAGUGGGUUAAAGAUUCCAUUCUAAAUAAAUAUCUGCUUUCUACCCCGAGUUUCUAUUUCUAUUCAUUGAUUUAAGCUUACUUUCCAGUAAAACUCAGAGAAGAAUCAGGCCAGGCUGGGUAGUUCCAAAAUUACACUUCUCCAGGACUGCUGAACAUUUCAGGGUUUCAAUGUCUCAGGUGUUAGUAUCUAAGGUGGGUUUUGCCAUGUACAGAGUCCCAGGAGAAAAGAGCUGAACCUUUCCUGUAUAUAAUAGGGCUGUCACUGCUUCCCAUUUUCCAAAUAGCUGCUUCUCAGAUGUAUUUAUGAUUGAUGUGUAGGCUUUUUCUGAGUAGACUGGAAGGAGAUGGUCCCAAUAAUAUUGAUAUUGUACAAGAUCAGCAAUAUCCCUGUCUGUAUGGUCAUGACCUCAAUUUAGAGUUAAUUGUAUCAACUCAUCCAGUUUUCUCCAUAAUUAAAAGUGAAAAAAAAAUAGGCUAAAUUCCUGUGUUUGGCAGAGGCUACUUUUAGGAUUUUUGAAAUCUGAACUUAAAUUAG